Molecule: messenger RNA, 366 nt
Organism: Symbiodinium necroappetens
Lineage: Eukaryota; Dinophyceae; Suessiales; Symbiodiniaceae
Source: the annotation of a GenBank genome assembly
AGCCGAUGCUUGCUGGAUGUUUAUUUGCAGAAGGUGCGUGACCGGUGUGGCCUCGAUGUGAGCUAUGGUCAGGCCAACAUCAAGCACUAUCGCAAGGAGCAGUGGCUGCCUGUGCACAUUGACUACAAUCGCGCAACGUUGAUGACGUACCUGAACGACGUAGCCGAUGGUGGCCAUACCCUGUUCCCAACCUUGGGAAUAAAAGUCAAGCCCUCGAAAGGGAGUGCCUUGAUUUGGCCUAACCAACCUCCCCUCAAACAUGCAGGUGACCGUGUCAUGCAGGGUGAGAAGUGGAUUAUUUUCUACAACUGGCCGGCCGCGGAUAAUUGGGAGUAUGAUGACAAUUUUGAGUUCAAUGCCGACUGA